Molecule: messenger RNA, 549 nt
Organism: Dentiscutata erythropus
Lineage: Eukaryota; Fungi; Glomeromycota; Glomeromycetes; Diversisporales; Gigasporaceae
Source: the annotation of a GenBank genome assembly
AUGGAAAAUUCUGUUGCUCACAGUCCCACCCUUUUCAAGCUUAUCGAUUUUGAUACCAUUUGCACAGAAAAAGAAUUUUCUCUCCCUUCCGAAAUUCUGACUCCCCAGGUGAUAGCCGAAAGAUCAAGAACAAGCUCCAGAUUUCCCGCGCGUCAAUCAAGGCCAAAUAGGCCAUAUUCGUAUGACCUUGGCGAAAGUUCUUCUGCAUCAACGUUGACACCGCAUAAGGCGAUUAAAAGAUCGUAUACAGCUCGAAAGAGAAAAAAUAGUCGCCAAUUAGAUGAAGACGAAAUCCGCGCACUUCCAGAGCAGCCAAAAUAUGAAAAAUACAAUGCUCGUGCGUUUAGUGAGAAUCCUUUCAUGAAACAAACUACCCCAUCGACUCUUGUUAAAGGAACUUAUAAACUGAAUGCUGAAAAAAUAGAGCGAUCGUUUCUACAAUUCUGUUUCAGUCAACAUGUAAAUGCUUUAAUUCAAGCUGCUGAAUGGCUUGAGAAUAAUGAUUGCGACUCAAACCUUUUGAGUGAAAAUUCUUCACAAGACGAUUGA